CCCGCGGAGGCGCCUGGCUCCGGCAGGUUUCUCUGCUCCCACGGCAGUGCGGGCCGCCUCGCGUGCCGUAGCUUCUCCGGCCGCAGCGGCGGUGUCCGCCGGAUUCGUGGCAUCCAUGGCGGCGGAGCCGCAGCCCAAGGCGCUGACUCGCAAGCCCGUCCUGCUCAACAAAGUGGAGGGCUCGCAGGAGGUGGUGAACAUGGCAGCGAUAGUGCCCAAGGAGGACGGGGUCAUCAGCGUCUCCGAGGACAGAACAGUUCGUGUCUGGCUGAAGAGAGACAGUGGUCAGUACUGGCCCAGCAUAUACCAUGCAAUGCCUUCUCCAUGUUCAUGCAUGUCUUUUAACCCGGAAACCAGAAGGCUGUCCAUAGGUCUAGACAAUGGUACAAUCUCAGAAUUCAUUUUAUCAGAAGAUUACAACAAGAUGACACAAGUGAAAAGUUACCAGGCUCAUCAGAGCAGAGUCAUAAUGAUUCUCUUUGUCCUGGAGAUGGAGUGGGUGUUAAGCACGGGGCAAGACAAGCACUUCACGUGGCACUGUUCAGAGAGCGGCCAGCGCCUGGGAGGGUACCGCACCAGCGCGGGUGCCUGUGGCCUGCAAUUUGAUGUGGAAACUCGGCAUGUGUUUGUUGGUGACCAUUCUGGACAAGUGACCAUACUCAAACUAGAGCAAGAGUCCUGCAGUCUUGUUACAACGUUUAAGGGACACACAGGUGGUGUCACUGCUCUCUGUUGGGACCCGAUACACCGAGUUUUAUUCUCAGGCAGUUCUGAUCAUUCCAUUAUAAUGUGGGAUAUUGGAGGAAGAAAAGGAACAGCCAUUGAGCUGCAAGGACAUAAUGAUAAGGUUCAGUCUCUCUCCUAUGCUCACCACACUCGGCAGCUCAUCUCCUGCGGUGCGGAUGGGGGAAUCGUCGUCUGGAACAUGGAUGUCGAGAGGCAGGAGACCCCUGAGUGGCUGGACAGUGACUCCUGUCAAAAAUGUGAUCAGCCUUUCUUCUGGAACUUCAAGCAAAUGUGGGACAGUAAGAAAAUAGGCCUCAGGCAGCAUCACUGCCGGAAGUGCGGGAAGGCUGUGUGCGGCAAAUGCAGCUCCAAGCGCUCCUCCAUCCCACUGAUGGGCUUCGAGUUCGAAGUGAGGGUCUGUGACAGCUGCCACGAGUCAAUAACAGAUGAGGAGCGGGCGCCCACAGCUACUUUCCACGACAGCAAGCACAAUAUUGUUCACGUCCACUUUGAUGCAACUAGGGGAUGGUUGUUGACCUCAGGGACAGACAAGGUUAUUAAGUUGUGGGAUAUGACACCAGUCGUGUCUUGAUGGUGCAGCAGUGGACCUUGAGUGGUGGUAUUUACAGAAGAGACAGAUUUCCUAGCCCUAAUCAUCCCGCAGAAGAUGGAUAACGCUGUGCACGUACGGCAGAUGAGAAAGGAACUAAUGUGUCUACAACGAUCUCACGUCCUCUGCUCGUUGGAGGCUGAACAUUUGCACGAAGACUCUUUCCACUUAUUCUUAAAGCAGACAAGAAGGUAUUUUUUUAACCGAUGGUUUGUACAGUCUGGCUUCGGUUGUCUUGAGUUGAUUUGGAAAAUCCGUGUGUGGUGCACUUUUGGGGUUUUCUAUUUCACUGUCAGGGUACUCGCUGCUUUGCUCAGAGGCCUCGCAGGUUGUGCCUGACCGCGUGAGCUUUCGGUGUCACCACACUGUGUAAGGCAGUGGGCUCUCCCCGCAGCGAGUGCCCACCGAUUUGGGAGAUUGUUUCUGCUGAGCACACUCUCUCCUCUGUGGAGGAACUCCGGGCACGGCAUCACAUGUUCUCUGGCUGCCUCACCAAGGAGCUGAUGGACUAUGGCAGUUCCUCAAAGGGCUCCACCCUCUCCUUACCCUGGUAGCAGACAUCACCCAGAGAGCAUCUCAUUGGUUUGUGGCAGGUAAAAUCCAGCUUCCUGCCUCCCUCCUUGCUGCACCAGCCGCAAAACUAGGGGCCUGGUUGCUUAGCAACUGAUUUCUACAAAAACUGAAAUAGUUUUCUGGCUCAAAGUGUUGCAAGGAGCACACAGACCUGUUUGAGUUUGAUGAGGCUGACAGGCUGCCUCAAGUUAAAUUAUCGACAAGAGAACUUUCAGGAGUGUGCACGUGGGAUGGGGGGCGGGAAGGGGUGGGAGACAGAGCUAAAAUUGGUCUAGGUCCGAAAAGUCUGGCUUACUUCUACCUCUACCUUGCACAGCAACAUUUCAGCAUUUAUACCUGUCUGUGUUGUUGAAGAUGAAUUUGAUUUUCCUGUUUUCUGUAUGGUUAGUCAUAUUUAUUUUUUAAGAUGCUGAUAGUUUUUAUUGAUUUCCUCUGUAGCCCAGAAACUGAUGUUGCUGAACAACACCCGUUGUCCUGUCAUCAUACUUUACGGUUUCUUUCUUUUAAAAAUAAAAAGUGGUAUAAAAACUUGGAUUGACCCAAAUUACCUUUUUAGGAGGACUUUGGGAAGAUGAAUAAACAAAAACAA
This is a messenger RNA of Colius striatus (speckled mousebird), 2498 nucleotides long. It is a transcript of the gene WDFY2, whose product is annotated as WD repeat and FYVE domain containing 2. The transcript is spliced from 12 exons. The record is from RefSeq and is a predicted model, not a curated record. Bases 116 to 1318 code for a protein of 400 amino acids. Lineage: Eukaryota; Metazoa; Chordata; Aves; Coliiformes; Coliidae. Gene Ontology annotation, molecular function: protein binding; metal ion binding.